Molecule: messenger RNA, 4389 nt
Organism: Pogona vitticeps (central bearded dragon)
Lineage: Eukaryota; Metazoa; Chordata; Lepidosauria; Squamata; Agamidae
Gene: TBC1D22A
Product: TBC1 domain family member 22A
Biological process (GO): activation of GTPase activity
Molecular function (GO): GTPase activator activity
Source: RefSeq, a predicted model, not a curated record
UUGUUGCGAGGUGGCAAGAUGGCAGCGUGCUGCUCUGUCACAGGAGGAAAAGGAAUAGGGGUAGAGUAAAUCCCGAAGAGUUUAUCCUCGAAGGCGGGGUGGCCGGCCGCUGUAUGGUCGGGGCACGGCCUGGCUUCGUCCGAGUUGCUGUCGUGCCCGGCCUUGGGAUAGAAAAGCGAUGAGGUGAUGGGAAUAUGGCGAGCGACGGGGGUAGGAAGCAGUUCUGGAAGCGGAACGUCUCCCGAGUGCCGGGCAGUAUUCAACAUGUAUAUGGAGCUCAGCAUCCCCCUUUCGACCCACUUCUUCAUGGAACCUUAAAACCUGGAGCAAAGCAACCAUCAACUCCAGUAAAAUUGAAGAAAGUCAGCACAUUUCAAGAAUUUGAAAGCAACACAAGUGAUGCCUGGGAUGUUGGGGAUGACGAUGAUGAACUCCUUGCAAUGGCUACAGAAAGCCUUAAUACUGAUGUAGUCAUGGAAACAGCUAACAAAGUAAUUCAGAAUCACAGUAAAUUACAAGAACAGCACAAAUUGCAGGAAGUACAGGUGGAAAGAGAACAACUACAACAACUCUCAGACCUUCCCCCGACUGCUUGUGGUGACAACAGAUUGGUCAAGUCUGUCAGUGAAAGCAACACAUCAAGUUCUGCAGAUAGUGCUAAUGAAAAUGCUUCUGUGCCAAGAUCUCAAUCCCUUCCACAAACCUCAACAGUAGCUUUGGCGGGUGGAAUGACAGACCACAGUACCUCAGGUCUUCCUGUACUAUCUGAAAGAGAAGCAUCACGAUUAGAUAAAUUCAAGCAGCUUCUUGCUGGCCCAAAUACAAAUCUUGAAGAAUUGCGGAGGUUGAGCUGGUCAGGAAUCCCAAAACUAGUACGGCCAAUUACAUGGAAGCUUCUUUCAGGCUAUCUCCCUGCAAAUGUAGAUCGGAGAGAAGGCACUUUACAAAGGAAGCGGAAAGAAUAUUUUGCUUUUGUUGAACAAUAUUACGAUUCAAGAAAUGAAGAAACUCAUCAGGAUACAUAUAGACAGAUUCAUAUAGAUAUUCCCCGUAUGAGUCCAGAAGCUUUAAUUCUUCAACCCAAAGUAACAGAGAUCUUUGAAAGAAUUUUGUUUAUUUGGGCAAUACGUCACCCAGCCAGUGGAUAUGUUCAGGGCAUUAAUGAUCUUGUUACUCCUUUUUUUGUUGUCUUCACUUGUGAGUAUACAGAAGAAGAGGUGGAAAAUUUUGAUGUUUCCAGUCUGCCUGCUGAAGUACUGCAGAACAUUGAAGCUGACAGUUUCUGGUGUAUGAGCAAACUGCUUGAUGGCAUUCAGGAUAACUACACCUUUGCCCAGCCAGGUAUUCAAAAGAAAGUGAAAAUGCUGGAAGAACUUGUGAGCCGGAUUGAUGAACAAGUACACAGACAUUUGGAACAACAUGAAGUAAAAUACCUUCAAUUUGCUUUUCGUUGGAUGAAUAACUUGUUGAUGCGAGAAGUUCCCCUGCAGUGCACCAUAAGGCUUUGGGACACAUACCAGUCUGAACCAGAGGGGUUUUCUCACUUCCACUUAUAUGUCUGUGCUGCCUUCUUAGUCAGAUGGAAGAAGGAGAUUCUAGAGGAAAAAGAUUUCCAAGAACUCCUUAUCUUUUUACAGAACUUACCCACAAUGCACUGGGGAAAUGAGGAGAUCAGUGUUCUCCUGGCAGAAGCUUACAGACUGAAGUUUGCAUUUGCAGACGCUCCCAAUCAUUACAAGAGAUGAAAGAACAAGAAAACGCACACCAUCAAUCAGCUUGUUGUGGAAUAGUAUCAUUUUCAUUAUUCUGGCCAUAUUUAUGCAAAGUUUAGCAUUAUGGUUUGGAAAAAGGCUAUGAGAUCAGUGGAUUACCAAAGAAACGGGCAACACAAGCUGUUGAGAAGACUCUGUUGGCUUGAAUGUCUGCAUUCUUGUUUAGUCCCCAUAGAAAAGAUGCAAAUCCAAUUUUAUUUUCAUUAUGCUCCCCUUUUUCAUUUAAUAAUUGAAUUAUUGUGUGAAUGAAGGAAGUGCUUUAUGUUCAUUGGUAUCUAAUGACUGAUUGUCUUGUCUCCAAGAGUUUUGUUCCCAGUCGAUUAUGUUCAUUAUUUUCAUGGAAAUAUUUCCGGUGUCUGGUGUGCUUGGGAGCUAACAGGAAUAAUCAGUCUUGCACUGAAAAUGAGAACAAGUGAAUUGGGUAGUAAGGUCACAUAGGGGUUGUAUGGGCUUGUUUUUCUUUUGUUUUGAAACAGAAAAUAUUUAAAUAUCUUUAGUGUUAUGCUUGUUUACAGAAUGAAACCCAGUAACAUAGAUUUUAAUGGAACACACCAUCUCGAAGUUAAAUGAACACAAGAUAUCCACACAUGCUAAAACACUGUGAUGCACAGAUAGUGUUCAUUAAAAUAUUUCAUUUUACUUUCUGAAAUAUGUUGACUAUAAAAGAGAUUUCUUCUCCCAUAUCUAUAUCUUUAUAAUUUAAUGCUUUGAAAACUAUCAUUCUUUUUCAGUAUGUAGACUUUUCCCCCUAGUCCAAGGCUUAGUUUACCACGAAGAAUAUGUUUUAAUUUGUUUUUGCCUUAUCUUGAUUUUCUAACAUGAUAGGAGUACUUGACAGAUAAAUAAGGUAUUCAUCUUAUUCUCACCUCCACCAAAGAUGGGCUGAUCUGAGUAUGGAAAAGAAGCAUUGGAGGAGUCAGUUACUUGAUGGCCAACAGCCAGCAUGCCACUUGCCCUCUGGAUUAUAAAUUUUGAUUGAUUGUGAAGCAGUGUUGAAAUCCUGGAUUGAUGAUGACUCCACAGUUCUAUAGUCUGUUGUCCUUGUGGACUGGUAAAGAUUUCUCAGGUCUAGUCUGCUGACCUCACCGAUAAUGUUGCCUGAUUCAUUAACUACAUUGACAUUUAUCUUUAAAGAAAGAAUAUGUUGCAGGAAUUCAUGUAUAUAAAAUAGAGAGACAUUUUGCUCAAACUAAUUUGAGAAGUUUAUCACAUUUUUAAAUUAGCCAUUCGAACAAACUAUUAUUUUUGUGACUUGAAGUUACAGUACAGUACUUUACAACAAAAGGUUCUAGCAGGUGUUAAUACUCAUUAGCAUAAUGGCCAAUUUAUGUAAAUAGUAGAAUUGAGUAGUAAAAGGGUUUCGCCAUGUAAAAAUCUUGUACGUAUGGGAAUCUAUCAUGCUGCUGAGGAGGGUAUCUCAUAAUUUUCUUCCUGGUAGAUGUUUCUGUAAGAAGGCUUGCAGCACCCGCUGAUGCAACCAUGGAUCUACUGAAGCAAGGAUGAUAUAUGAUAGAUUUUGAGGACCAGGAAUAGUGGGAAUUCAUUAACAUCUGGGAAGGCUGCAGGUCUCCAUCCUGACCGGUGAAAAACUUUUUAUCUCUUAAGUCUACAGGUUGGAUCAGUGUGGCCAUUGGCUAAUCUAUAAUGUGUAAAUGGAACAAAAUAAUUUCAAGAGCUCUUCCAAUGUGCCUUUUUGUUCUUUUUUGUUUCUUUUUCCUCUUUUUAAUGCCUUUUUAGCUAAUACAUACCUAAUGCUGCUUGCCAUAUAUAGAGAUACCUGAAUGUAUGAAAACUACAGGCAGUGGAGCUGUUUAUGUGCUCCCCCUUCUACUAGAGUGACUUGGGAAGAUCAGCAUAAAAAUCUGAUAGGUGCAUUUCCCUAAAAGGCUGCAAAAAUUUCUGAAGGGUUCUUUUCUUUAAGGUAUUGUUACCAGCAGAUUAUUUACAAGUGUCUUUCUAUUUAGCCAUGCAUUUGGAUUGGAUUGGGACUGUAACCAAGAAACAUGGUCUCCUUCCGGUUUGAAGCCCUUGUUUACCAUCACAUGGCUGCAUAAUAGCUUUAUUAAAAUCCAAUUGUUCUCUUCCUUUGAUGACAAACAAGAUGCCCCCCUUAAUGGAGGCAAGAUUCGAGAUUGUGGAUGGACUGUAAAGAUGGUCUGGUGGGGUUCCGUUUCCUAGGAUAUCUCAGUGUGCCAUUACAUGAAGGGGAGGAUACUUGUUUUUGCUGUCCUUGUCUUCUGUGCAGUGGAAGUCCAGGGCCAAUAUAGUGCUACCAGGCAUGGCUACAUGAUUUCAACUUCUCCUGAGGUUAUUAACUAAUAAUAAUAUAGAGGAGAAAUUUGAUUCUGUAGCAUGAUUCGCUAUGUCUGCAGUUCUUAGAGUAUGUGUCUUACUCCAGUUUUAAAUUGUUUCUAAAUUUAAGCUCAGUACAGUACAUGAUUUCUUAGUAACAGUUAUUUCUUAUGAUUACAAAGCAUCAUAAUGUGUCUAAAAUUUAUUCCAUUGACAGAACAUAAUCUGAAAAAUAAAAUGCAUGAUGCCUACUAAUUAGAGUGAAUGUUUUAUUUAACAAUUGAGAAGGAAAAGUAAAUUGCAGCAUUCAGAGAUUAGGAUUUUU